Molecule: messenger RNA, 2250 nt
Organism: Trypanosoma grayi
Lineage: Eukaryota; Euglenozoa; Kinetoplastea; Trypanosomatida; Trypanosomatidae
Exons: 1
Coding region: 1-2250 (749 amino acids)
Biological process (GO): intra-Golgi vesicle-mediated transport; Golgi organization; intracellular protein transport
Cellular component (GO): cis-Golgi network; membrane; COG complex
Source: RefSeq, a predicted model, not a curated record
AUGCUCUCAGACGCAGAAUUCUUCCACCGACUUGAUGUUGCUCUCGCCCCAGUUUCAAAGGUGUUCCAGCACCCCGUGCCGUUCCACGGGAGGCUCAGGGAGCUCGGUGGCUCGCUUUCAGAGGGUCAAAUGACACUAACCUCUUCGCUGCGCCGCGCCCCCUCUAUUAGUGGCACUGCUGGUGGUGGUGGUGGUGGUAGUGGUGAGUUGUCGGAGGGGUCAAGGGACAAGGAGGCGCAGGCGGUGGAGGCAACACUGCGGCAGAUCGCCAAGGCGGAGUGCGAGUCCCGUGUGGAGGGCCUGCAGCAGUGGCUGGAGCGUGCGCAGAAUGGGCGACGAAUAGGGGAGCAGUGUCUGAGCGUACUCAACAGCUUGUCGAGUUGCCUGGGAUCCAUGCGUGAUGUGACAGGUGCCGUCCAGGAGCAGAGCAAUCAUUUGAGCAGCAACGCAUCGGCACUGAUGGUGCGCAAGACGAAGCUGGAGAUGGUGCAGGAGGAGCUGCAGCGUAUGAUUAAACACUUCACACGCAUUGGGGUUCUCACGCGGGAGGCUGAGCAGCCAACGCUGUCGGCAACCUCCGCUCGCUAUCCUGGUAUGCUGCAGGAGAUGGAGGAGGAAAUGCAAUUCUUAUCACGGAAUCCGCAGUUCUUGUCCUCCAAGGUGUAUGCAACGAAGUUGGCUGUAGCCCAACAGCGCGCAUUCCAGUGCUUAAAAGAUGCUGUUGUGGUGUCUCUGCAAGCCGCACAGACUGCGACAACUGACGCCGAUCUGUACCAAUGCGCCUUCUACCAGAAGCAACAGAGUAGUGAAAACGCAGCUCCAGGUUCUGCUGCCGAUACUGAACUCAUCACAACACCACUCUCAUUCCACGGCGCGGAGGAAAGCACAGAGAGACAACGUAUGGUAUCGGAGAAGCUCAGUGCCAUUAAUAGCAUCUUUUGUGAGAAGCUCAGCGAGAAGGCGUCGCUACGCCGCAUGAUGGAAGCGCGUCGUGGCGAGGGGCAGAUGGAGGACGACAUGAGCGACAACGAUAUCCUGGAUGCCUACCGUGAGGCGCGUGUUGUGAUAGUUGGCCCCCUCCUGCAAAAUUGGCUGGAGGAGUGGUGCGGUAGUGGCACGACCAGCAAGAGUAUGCCGCAGCUUGUGAUUCACCUUAUUGAGCUCAUGAAAAUUGCCCUUGCGCAUGAAAAGGAAGUCUUUGAUGAAGUGUGGUUACGCGAGGACUUUAGCGCACGCGUUUUCCCACAGCUCGUUGUGGGUGUCUCCAAUGAGGUGUACCACGUGUUUCGCUCCCGGCUGUUGCAGUUGGACGAACUCGGGGAGCUGGCGCAGACCAUUGAAGAGAUACAGCGUGCCAAUGUGCGACAGGAAGACGGCGUCGCUGAGCUCGGCGGGCUGCUUACAAAGAUGACUCAGGACACACAAGAGCGGCUCAUCUUUCGCACAAGUGUCUUCCUGCGCGAGGCUAUCGUUCGCUGUUCUCCAACCAAGGCUAUGGCACAGCAGUUUUUGUGUAAAGACAAUACUACCGAAGACACCGAUAUUCCUGCCCUCAACAACUGUGUGUCGCUUCUGCGGUUGCUGUACCCCUCCUUGGAGCUUUCUGUCUUCUCCGUAUUUGCAGAGGAGGCCAUUCACUGCACACUGUUACAGGUACAGGAGCUCGCGAAGAUAAUGGGACAUCAGCAAGGGGAGUACAGUGUUCUUAAGGGCCUUAUGUGCCAACUUUCUCACCUGUUGCACCUUCGCGAAGAACUGUCACGCAUCGAUGAAAACAUCACUGUUGUGGAGAAACGUAUCGACCUCACCAGGAUUGCUCAGCGACGGCUUGAGAUUGUGCAGUCAUCGCGGGAGUCGAAGAAGGAUGUGGAGAGUGAGAUUAAGUCAUGCUGUGAUCGUAUUGUACAAGCGUUCUUUGCGGAGGUAUCUUCGCCACUUUCUGGCAUCGCUCGCAAGAAGCCGAAGGAGAUUGAAACAGCUGCUGGUACUGUGGAGAAGAAAUGGAGUACUCUGGAAACCUUGCUUAGUGUGUACAUUGCAAAUGCGGCGACACGGGAAGUUCUUUUGCGUCCCGUUAGGGCACGACUUGACGAAUUGCUUCGCGAGACGGCUUCGAUACAACGGCAGCAUGGAAGGGGAUCCCCAGAAGGAGUAGGGUCGCUGGCGCCCACUGCAUCAGCGGAAGGUUCUUCCACACCUCCACUGCGGGAUGGGCGCAAGAAGGUGGAAGAGUCAACGCAGUCGCAUUAA